Apodemus sylvaticus (European woodmouse) is the source of this 3596-nucleotide messenger RNA. RefSeq names its product TIMP metallopeptidase inhibitor 2 (gene Timp2). Lineage: Eukaryota; Metazoa; Chordata; Mammalia; Rodentia; Muridae. Gene Ontology annotation, molecular function: metalloendopeptidase inhibitor activity; protease binding. The record is from RefSeq and is a predicted model, not a curated record. Bases 265 to 927 code for a protein of 220 amino acids. Gene Ontology annotation, biological process: negative regulation of membrane protein ectodomain proteolysis; negative regulation of endopeptidase activity. The transcript has 5 exons. Gene Ontology annotation, cellular component: extracellular matrix.
AUAAAACGGCGGCUCGGCCCGAGCCCGCAGCAAACACAGCCAUAGAAGGCAGCAGAGGAGCCGAGCCGGGCUGCGCUCGCUCGCCGCCCCCCAGCCUCUUUCUUCUCCACCGGGUGCACUGCCCUGCGCCGUCCCCUCGUCGCCUCGCCCCUUGACAAAGAGGACAGAAAGUUUGCGCGGGGGAGCGGGCCAGGUGAGGAGGGGCGUGCCCGGCGCCCCAGCCCGCGCCCCAGCAGCCGGACCCAGGCCCCCAGCGCGCCCGCCAUGGGCGCCACGGCCCGCAGCCUCCGGCUGGCGCUCGGCCUCCUGCUGCUGGCCACGCUGCUGCGCCCGGCCGACGCCUGCAGCUGCUCCCCGGUGCACCCGCAACAGGCGUUUUGCAAUGCAGACGUAGUGAUCAGGGCCAAAGCAGUGAGUGAGAAGGAGGUGGAUUCCGGGAAUGACAUCUACGGCAACCCCAUCAAGAGGAUUCAAUAUGAGAUCAAGCAGAUAAAGAUGUUCAAAGGACCUGACAAAGACAUCGAGUUUAUCUACACGGCCCCCUCCUCAGCAGUGUGUGGGGUCUCGCUGGACGUCGGAGGAAAGAAGGAAUAUCUAAUUGCAGGAAAGGCGGAAGGAGAUGGCAAGAUGCACAUUACCCUCUGUGACUUCAUUGUGCCCUGGGACACGCUUAGCAUCACCCAGAAGAAGAGCCUGAACCACAGGUACCAGAUGGGCUGUGAGUGCAAGAUCACACGCUGUCCCAUGAUCCCAUGCUACAUCUCCUCCCCGGAUGAGUGCCUCUGGAUGGACUGGGUCACAGAGAAGAGCAUCAAUGGGCACCAGGCCAAAUUCUUUGCCUGCAUCAAGAGAAGUGAUGGUUCUUGUGCGUGGUACCGCGGGGCGGCACCCCCCAAGCAGGAGUUUCUUGACAUCGAGGACCCGUAAGAAGGCUGACAGAGCCCCUGCGGCCAAUUAAGAAGCCUCUGAGGGUUUAGACUGGUCCAGCUUUGACAUCCCUUCCUGGAAACAGCAUGAAUAAAACAUCAAUCAUCCGAGGGUUCACGCUAGUGUGAUUCUGCCCCACCCCAAACCACAUUUUCCCUAAACAUUGUAGUGGGUCUGGAGGGCCAGGCGGGCCAGGGUCCCUGCCAUACCCCCUCCCUCUGCCUGCCUGAGCACUGUGUGUCUCAGUCUUUGAUCCUUGGUACAGGCAGGAGUGGAGCACAGACUUUUUACUAGGCCUCUCUGGCACUGUCACAUGCAUCAGACAGGCAGCAAUGAGGGUCCCCUAGCGCUGUUAGGGCAGAGCCUUGGAAUGUGCAUUUUGCAGAAACUCUUGAAGGUUGUUGUGAGACUGUGUAGCCGGCCUACCAGGUCCUUUUCAUCCUGAGAGGGAUAUAUCCCUCAUUUUCUGCAGUGGCCACCCCUCUGGCCCAAGGUAGUAGUCUCUGGCCCUCACAAAUGCUCCCCAUCCUUCCUGUACCUGGUAUGGGCUUCCAGCACCCUGACCUCCCUCAGGUCUAAGAAUAGUCCUCCAACCAGUGGUUCAUUUUUCUAGGAGUCCUAGGCAGCCCCACAAAUCCACAGACUUCAGUGAAUGGAAGCCUUCCCUGAGCCGUGUUUCUGGCUUCAGCCAAGUCAUUUCUGCCUUCCUCUCCCCUCUCUCCACACACGCCGUCAGUGGGGGGGAUCUGUGAGGCCUCUUGCUGGGGGCAGGAAUCGGUGGUGAGGGUGCUUGGCCGUCCUCGAAGCCACUCCCAAGCUUCUUACUCUAUUCUUCACCCCUUUUCAAGCUGCAGGCACCCAGGUUGGGCAGCGCGGCUCAGCUCUCUUUCACAUCAGGGCCCUGCCGCUGUUGGGGCGUGACCAGCACUCCCUCUUUUGCACAAACUGAAGAUGUAAAAGGCCAGUCCUAGGCCCCUAGGAGAAGUCUAGUGAGCUCUCCCUGUUAGAGUGGCAGUCAUUAUGACCAUGUGGAUUUCUGAAAGUGUCACUAACUAAACACCGGCAGGGAGACUCUGAGGCGGGCAGUUCUUCGCACCAAGCCCCCAAGGAUGCUGUGGUUGUCUUCAGAUCCAUCUCAUUUUCCUAAAGGUGAAUUCUCAAGCAUGGCUGAGAGGCAUGUGUAUACAGCUCUGCUUCUGUCUCUUAAUGUCACUUAAGGCCCUUAUAGGGAACUGGGGCAUCUAUUUGCUCCCUAAAACAAUUUUUUUUUUUGGAUGCCAAUAGGAUGGGGGUUAAGGCAGGUAGGACUUUAUUGCUAACAACAUAGACAGUCACUCUUCCUUUUGCCUGUGUCUUAAAAAAAAUAAGCUGUCCCAAGGACACAAAUGUAUAUUAUCCAAACAUGCACGAAUAUGCUCACACACAAACACAGACUCAAGUCUGGCAGCCUGUGAAUGGUCCUUUUGUAAAAUGCUUCCAAAAGCCUCUUUGCUCCAACCCUGUCCUAACCAUCAGAAACCCCAAAGAAACUGUUAAGGACCCCCCUCAGACUCUCCCUACCCAUGGCCCCACACCAGGACCUGGCCAGCCCUUUUAAGACAGACUGGGAGGACACCCAGGAAUCAUCCUGCCCGCCAGAGGGCAUUUUCAUGUUGUGCAGUGAUGUUCUCCCUAGGAUGCUGACCUGGACCAGCCCACAAGACCCUGCAGUCUAUCCCACCCUGCUGUUUGCUUCCUGUGCGGUGGUAUCCUAUGUAACAGUGCCCGUUUCUGCUGACUUCUUGACAUGUUCUGGUUUGUUUCUGAUGUUCUCCGUGAGCACUCUUGUGCUGUGUUGAUGCCUUUUGUAGCAUUAGACUUUGCACUUUUAAAAAACAAAAAAACAAAAAACAAAAACAACAACAACAACAAAAAAAUCAAACAAAAAUGUUGGCGCAUCGAGGAAGCGUUGGACCCAGAGUGGAAUGCAUGGGAUGGUAGCUGGCCUGGGACAGAGGAACCCUUUCUAAUCUUUCUUUGAGUUCUUUGAAUAUCUGCUUUUCCGACCUCCUGUCUUUUGUGUGUGGUUCAAAUUAUUAUGAAGGAGAGAAUCUCUGAGUAUUGUCGGUUCUAAAAGACAGCCUUUCUGUUUGCCACUCAUGCUGGGUUUUCUAGCCAUACCGGGCAGAUGAGAGGAAACCGUGCUAGCAAAGGAACCUUUGGGACAAAGUGCCAGGAGGCAGCUGAGCAUCAGCCACUCAAACGCCUUCGCAGCAAACCAAUUGCAAUAUGUAGUUUUAAGGUGUUGUUUCACUCCUGUUGUAUUCUAAGCCCUGGGCUUCCCUCCCUCACUCCCAUCACGCCAGCAGCUCGAAAUAUUUCAGAUGACGUUUACAUGGUAGUUCCUUCCAAAUCGCUGCGUGAUGCGCAUUAAGACGUAUCUGUGGGCUUGGUGUGUAAGUUAAAGCUUUGUUGAUGUUCCUGUUUGGACUCUUGGUGGGGGGAGGGGUGGAAUAUCAUGUGCGUGCUGGAAUAUGAAGUCUGAGAUGUACCCCCCUACACCCCACGCUGGCGAUGCGUGAGAGUUGUUGAAAGCCAACAAGCCGGGCGCGCCCGAUGCUCUGUAUCUUUACUUUUAUUUUUAUGAGUUUGCUCUGUCAGUGGACAAUAAACCAUAUUAUCAAAGAGAA